CAAUGGGUAACCAAAUGAGCGUUCCACAAAGAGUUGAAGACCAAGAGAAAGAACCAGAAACGGAGGCUUAUAAGGCAUCCGACAGCACGUGUGAUCAGAAUGGGAUGCCAGUGAUCAUAUCCACCCACACUGUUCAGCUCUACGAUGAAGUGGAUCUGGGAAUAAGCGUGCAGGAGGAUAAUGUGACCACUUCUUCCCCCAAGACAAUGGAGAUGGGCGCUGUGGCCGAUGCCAACGGAAAGAAUCUUGGGAAAGAGGCCAAACCCGAGGCACCAGCUGCUAAAUCUCGUUUUUUCUUGACUCUCUCUCGGCCUGUACCAGGACGUACCGGAGACCAAGGCACGGAUUCAUCCAGCGGACCCGCGAAGCUUGAUGUCAGCUCCAAUAACGCUCCGGGGAACAAAGACCCGAGUGAGGAGCCCGCGCUUCCGGGCGCAGCUGCACCGGGCAGGGCCGCGGAUAAAACCCCAGGGCGGACCCCUGCCCCGGACCAGGCCCUCUCUGCCCCCGGGGCACCCGAGUCAGGGGCGGCCCCCGCCAAGGACACCAGCUUUUUUGACAAAUUAUUCAAACUGGACAAGGGACGGGACAAGGCAGCAGUUGACAUCCAGGAGGAGGCCAGGAGGGCGGAGAGCGAGGACCAGGCGGAGGAGGCCCCCGGAGGCCCGGGGCAGGGCGAUGCGGUCCCUGCAGGGAAGGACCUAGUUGACAGCAAGGAAACAGAAGGACAAGAGGUUGAAACUUUGAAUUGCUCUGUCCCUGGGGACCCAGAAGGACUGGAGAUUGCAAAGGACGACUCCCAGGCAACAAAUACAACAGAGAGUAACAAUUCCAUCAUGAGUUUCUUCAAAACUCUGGUGUCACCUAACAAAGCUGAAACUAAAAAAGAUCCAGAAGAUACGGAUGCUGAGAAGUCACCCACCACUUCGGCCAACCUCAAGUCAGACAAAGCCAACUUCACACCCCAGGAGACCCCAGGGACAGCCAGGAGCCCCAAAGGCUGCAGCCCUUCAGGUGCUGUGCAGCCCUUGACUGGGCCUGAAACCGCCAAGGAAGGCGGCAAGGAGAAGUCAGGACCCACCUCUCUGCCUCUGGGCAAACUGUUUUGGAAAAAGUCAGUUAAAGAGGAAUCAGUCGCCCCAGGUGCAGAAGAAAAUGUGGUGUGUGAAUCACCAAUAGAAAUUACAAAGUUUGAGAAAGUAGACUCAGCCUCACAAACAGUGGAUCUCACUGAAGAAGAAGAUGCUAAGCCUGAACCCACGGAAGUAAAACUCAAAAGAGAAGCCAGCAAGCCGCGGAGGACCUCCCUGAUGGCAUUGCUCAGACACAUGUCAGUGAAAGGGGAUGAAGGGAUCCCGCCCUCAGAAGAAAUAAACGGGAAAGACUCCAGCUGCCAUACGUCCAGCUCCACGGAGAAGCCCGCCACGCCACCAGAGCCCGAGCCCGCGCCCGCGGGGGCGGCCCAGAAGGGCUCAGAGGCCUCCUCCAAGGACAAGAGGCCCGCAGCCGAGACCACCAAGCAGAAGAACAGCAAGCAGGAGGCCAAAGAACCCGCCCCGUGCACGGAGCAGGUCACAGUGGACGCGAACUCGCUGCAGAACGGGGGCAAGUCCCCAAAGAAACUGGAGAAACCGCGACAGUCCCUGGGGGGCUUCCUUAAGGGCCUGGGACCAAAGCGGAUGUCAGAUGCUCAAGUGCAGACAGACCCGGUAUCCAUCGGACCAGUUGGCAAAUCCAAGUGCACAGGGAAGUGUAUCUUCUCCCAUGCCAAGAAGAUGUGGCCUUUCCAGGAACGGCGCUGGUGACCUGAAAUGGCUGCCACCAUGCGCGCACACCCACAGAAACGUGUACACUCUCACACUCUCACAUGCACACACACACAUACAUGCACAAACACACACACACACACACACACACACACACACACACGCUCUGCUUUCCAGUUCCAGCUAACGGUGACUUUUGACUGAUAUCCAUAGAAGAAUUAUUGAAAAAAGCAGCUGUUCCCAGCAGCCCAGGAGGCCCCUUUGAAUCCACCACCUUGGGGAACAAGCAACCCGCCAGGAGCUGCAGCGGAGGGGAGGAAAGAGAGCAGGGAAGUUGGUUGUUUGUACCCCUUUUCUUCAAGCAUGUUGUCAGGGAUGUAAGCACAGUCUGUCUGUCUGUCUCUCCCACAGAGGCUCCCCCCCCCCCUCUCUCACUCUCUCGGCUGCCCUUACUGUUUGCAAAGAGUCCAGAUGUGCUGAGAUCCCAUUAAAUUAGAUUCCAAGAGGCCAGAACAUGUCCCUCUGGAUCCUUCUCAAAGAGCUAGCAAAAGAGCAGAUCUGUGCAGCCAGGAUUUGACAGGGUCAUUUCUUCUGUCAGAUAGUCCCAGCUUCAUCUGAAGCCUUAAAACACAACGUCACCUCUCCUACUGCCCUGAGGGAAAUGUGCCCGUCUAACUUGCUCACACUGGGGGCGGGUGAGGGGCGCUUUGCAGCCACGUGCGGUUGGGGGGCUUGGCUUUCACCAUGCUCUCAAUGCCCCCUUUAAGCCUUUUAAGAAGGCAAUUUUGCACGGUGAGUAGAAUUAGGCUUCUCCGUGGUCAAGAUUUUGUUUGCUCUAUCAGUGAAAAUGAAGAGGCACUGGCCCCCUGGAAAUUACAGGCUGCGUUAGGAAGAAAAGAAAUUAUGAACAGCAGAUUCUGCACAUGGGUAAGGCAGCUCUGCAGCCCAGGCCCAACCUCCCUGCUCCGUCAGGGUCCAGCCCUUAGCAAAAAUUGGUUUUUCUGGGGAGUGUGACUCUUUAGCCUCUGCUGCCCUCUUUGCUCUCCAUCCCCAGGCCUCUAAUUGGCAGAGGCAGAAGCAGCAGCCCAGGCAAUUUCACAGGAGUAAGGGGAACACAUUACAGUUUACAGACUGUUUUCUGAAUGCAUUAUCUAAUUUAAAGCCAAAUGCCCCUAAUUGAAUUUAAUUGCUUCCUUGGUUGCAUUUCAUCAUGGGGGUGACUGGCAGGCGCCUGAGUGAGUUUUGUUGUUGUUUUUCAAAUGAGCACUUCUUGACAAAAUGGCCCCCAGCUGCACCUCUGCUAAUGAUUGCCAGAGAAAGUCUUUCCUUACCCACCGACUGUCCCCAAAUCCAGCCACACGGGGGCACUCCAGGACCUGGGGUCCUACCAGCUCUAGGCGUUUUCCCAAGAUGGCCUAACAAGGAAGUUGGGCCAAAGCAGUAUCCGGAGUGUGUUGCAGAUCAGCUUCUAGAAAGUAGUCAACUUUGAUGAGGACAACCAGGCGAGAAGGCCAAACAGGCAAGUCAUUUGCUUUCUAUGAUUCCCAACCCUCCAAAGGCAAGUGUGUCUCCAUCCUUAUGUGCUCCAUCCUGCAAGACCAAGGCUGUGGGACUGUGAAACAUUUCAGUCACCCUUACUGGUCAUCAGGCCCCACAGAGCCACCUUGCCUCCCACCCUCCACACCUGUUGUCGUGAGCUGGGAGAUGGUUCCAGCCACUUGGUGCAGUGGUGGGCACGCUGACAGGCACGCUGGGGGGCACGCAAGGAGCAUUUAGUGAGAGCACCUCUACCAGAGGGUGCUUUAGUGCCAAGUAACAGAAAGCCCCAAGUCAAAUUAGCUAAUACGAUAAUAACAACGAAGAUCUGGAUUAUUUCACAUAUAGGCCUUGGGUAACAGCCUUGGCUUUGACUAUCUGAGACUCUGUGCUGGCUGAUGGCAACCAUGAGGAGACACAACAUUACCUGCAACAGGUGUCAGGUCACAGUCUGACCCUGGUUCUCUGAGGCUCUGCCUUGUUGUAUGGGUUGACUUCAUCCUCAAACUAGUGGCCGAGCGACGGCUGCUGUUCCAGGCAAGGGGAGUGGGGGGUCGAUAUUGUCAGUGUCAACUAACCGUUUUGGUGAACGCGUGCUGUCCUCCAUACCGGUAUUUUUAAGGUGAGCCAUUUCCCAACAAAUCACCCCUUUUCAAUUCAGAUUGAUAGGCCCUGGGUAAUUAUGAAGCUCCUCUCUCCAAAGCAGGGGAUGGGGGGCCUUCUGGCUCAUCUCAUGGAUGGCUCUGUUCUGGUCUGUGUCUAGCACAAUGCCUGGAGUAGUAGAUGCUCAAUAAGUGCUGGCUGCAUGGAUAAAUUGAUAAAUAAAUAUUCCACAGAGACUUCCUGCUUCAAGCAGGUUACCUUCUAUUGUUGUAUGAGCAUAUUUUAGCUCCAAGUGCUGCUCAUUCUCAUCAGAUACCCACCUCCACAGGUGGCCAGCCCAGUGGCUCUCUAAGUGUGCUUCCAGGUCAGCAGGAUCCGCCUUACCUGAGAUGGUGUUAGGAAUACAGAUUACAAGCCCUACCCCAGAUCCACAGGAUCAAGAGCUCUCGGAGUGGGACCUGGUCUCUGUCUACGGAGCCCUCCCCGUGGUUCUAACGUAGGAGAGACUCUGAAAACCACUGGUCUCAGAGGAGCUGCCACUUCAGUGAGCAUUGGCCCUGAACAUGCACCGAUAACAAAAGCUGGCAUUGAACUUUGCCAUGCCAUGUCCCAGGCAUCGUGCAUCCCACAAAUCUUGUUUACUGAUCAUUUUACAGAUGAAAAAAACUAAGGCUGAGAGAGAAAAAGCAACUUUGCCCAACGUGGAAACCCAUCCUAAGCUCCUAAAGGCCCACUUUCGUGCCUGUGGGAGAGACAGGCCAAAAGAUUAUGGUGUGACGCCAUGGGACAUCGUGGGACCCAGAGGAAGGCACAGCAGAAGACCACCUGGAGGGCACACCUGAGAUGGUGACAGCCAGACUGACAAAGGAUAGAGUCCCCGGAAGAGCAGCAAGUGCUAGAGCAGAGUCCAGAGAGAGCACAGCAAGUAGCUCAGCAAGUCAGAGCACGGCGGGAGGAGAGAGGCGGGAAGCGGCCCAGCCAGAUGCGUCGGGACAUGUAGGAAGGAGUUCAGGGUAAGAAGUUUAAACUGUCUAGGGGCUCGGGAUGUCGCUCAGUGGCCCAGGGCAUGCUGAGCCUGCAGGAGGCCGCGGUUCCCUCCCCAGCAGCACAAGGAAGGAAAAAAGAAAGGAAGAAAAGCUAUCUGCAGAGGGCAAUAGGGAGCCUAGGAAGAGACUUGAGCUGGAGAGUGGCAAAGUCAGGUUUGGGUAGGAUCCAAUCCCAACGACAUUCAAGUAAUAUUCAUCCAGUGGCCUAUCUGCCAGAUGUUGAUUAUAAAGUGAAUCAUUUUCCUUUAAGUUUGUAACCAAUGCUCAGAUCAACAUCUAAGUGGCUUUAGCUCUUAAAAGGACACAUAACUGUUCAUUCCCAAGCGUCAUAAGUGUGGACUUGGAAUUUGGCCUACCCAUCCUCCCAGAUGAUCCACAGCCAGGUCCAAGGCAGUGAAGUCUUGAGCAAGUGGCUUUGCCUCUCGGAGCCUUAGUUUGUCCUUCUCUAGAAUGGGAAUAAUAAAGACACGUCCCUGAGCGAGCGGGCCUCUGAGGGCAGGAAAUGGGAGUCUCUUAGGGAGAGUCCAUAGCCGGCAGCUGACAGGUGCGCAGGAAGCAUUCCUGCCGAGGGUGCAGGUGACAUCUGUCCAGGGAGAACACGGGUUCUCUCUUUAGUGCGUGGGCCCCAAAGCCACCAAGUCUUUAGCUGCCGGGCAGCGAGAGAAAGGAGGAAGGAGAGAAGACCAAGAAAGAGGCCAGUUUCCUCAGGGCUCAUCCUGUUCUGAAGCAGAGAGAAACCUCCGGAGGGUCGUUGGCUUUCCUUGUUAGACCCACUGAGAACAGGAGCCCGGUUGCCAUGGCAGCAGAAGGGGCAGAUGCCCCACCCGAGGGCUCUUUGGCCCACCGCUGAACGCCCAGCAGCCCCGGCGGCUUCCCAGCUCAACGCCCCCAGCCUUCUCGUUCCUUUUUGGUGGCUUUUUGCAGAGGCGGUGGGCUCUUGUUUAGUCCACCUGUGGGGCUUUCUGGAAACAUCUGAGAUUUUGUGCCCGAGGGGCAACCCUCCACCAAAGAGGCAUGGGAAACGUCGACCCCAGGAUUUAUCAGUUCCCAUCUCUCAGGGGGACACACUUGAGGUUCUUCUGGGCCUUCCCACGGGGUCCUCAGCAGGACUGGACACAGCCGCCCCCAGUCGCAUUGUGCUCCCGACCCCACCCUCCCUGCUCUGUGCUUCCUGGGGUCCCCUCCCCAAUAAACAAGUGCAUCCCGU
Ictidomys tridecemlineatus (thirteen-lined ground squirrel) is the source of this 6158-nucleotide messenger RNA. The record is from RefSeq and is a predicted model, not a curated record. NCBI's taxonomy places the organism in Eukaryota, Metazoa, Chordata, Mammalia, Rodentia, Sciuridae.